Messenger RNA from Ahaetulla prasina, 4713 nucleotides. It is a transcript of the gene INTS9, whose product is annotated as integrator complex subunit 9. Gene Ontology annotation, cellular component: integrator complex. Lineage: Eukaryota; Metazoa; Chordata; Lepidosauria; Squamata; Colubridae. Gene Ontology annotation, biological process: snRNA processing. The coding region runs from base 83 to 2059 and encodes 658 amino acids. The transcript has 17 exons. The record is from RefSeq and is a predicted model, not a curated record.
ACUACAUUGCCCAGGAUGCAAUGCAAGAGGUUUAGACCAGGAAAGAGAAGCAUGGUCCGCCGUAUAUAGAGCCGGGUAAAGCAUGAAGCUGUACUGCUUGUCUGGGCAUCCAACUUUACCAUGCAACGUACUCAAGUUCAAAUCUACCACCAUCAUGUUGGACUGUGGGCUUGAUAUGACCUCAGCUCUCAACUUUCUCCCACUGCCGUUGGCCCAGAGUCCAAGGCUAUCCAAGCUCCCAGGAUGGAUCUUAAAAGAUGGAAGCCUUUUCUUGGACAAGGAGCUGAAAGACUGUUCUGGACGUGUAUUUGUGGACUCUGUUCCUGAAUUUUGUUUGCCAGAGAUGGAACUGAUUGACCUGUCUACAGUGGAUGUGAUCCUGAUCUCCAAUUAUCACUGCAUGAUGGCCUUGCCCUACAUCACAGAACACACUGGGUUCACUGGAACUGUGUAUGCCACUGAGCCAACGGUGCAGAUUGGCAGGCUUCUUAUGGAGGAAUUGGUCAACUUUAUAGAGCGAGUGCCAAAGGCUCAGUCUGCCUCCUUGUGGAAGAAUAAGGAGGUGCAACGGAUGCUUCCUGCACCCCUCAAAGAUGCUGUUGAAGUUGCAACAUGGAAAAGAUGCUAUAACAUGCAGGAAGUUAACUCUGCACUCAGUAAGAUCCAGCUGGUGGGAUAUUCCCAGAAAAUUGAGCUUUUUGGUGCAGUACAAGUCUCUCCUCUCAGUUCUGGAUAUGCACUGGGCAGCUCCAAUUGGAUCAUCCAGUCACAUUAUGAGAAGGUUUCCUAUGUCUCAGGAUCCUCACUCCUUACAACACAUCCACAGCCCAUGGACCAGGCGUCUCUUAAGAACAGUGAUGUCCUCAUCCUGACUGGACUCACCCAGAUUCCCACCGCCAAUCCGGAUGGAAUGGUGGGCGAAUUCUGCAGUAACCUUGCUCUUACAGUUCGAAAUGGAGGGAACGUGCUGGUCCCUUGCUACCCCUCUGGAGUGAUCUAUGAUCUUUUGGAGUGUCUCUAUCAGUACAUUGAUUCUGCCGGACUUUCCAACAUUCUCUUCUACUUCAUUUCACCUGUGGCAAACAGCUCUCUUGAGUUUUCCCAGAUCUUCGCUGAAUGGUUAUGUCACAACAAGCAAACAAAAGUGUACCUACCAGAACCUCCCUUUCCUCAUGCAGAGCUCAUCCAGUCAAACAAACUGAAGCAUUACCCCAGCAUCCAUGGAGAUUUUAGUAACGACUUCAAGCAACCUUGUGUGGUAUUCACUGGUCAUCCCUCGCUUCGGUUUGGCGAUGUGGUGCAUUUUAUGGAACUGUGGGGGAAAUCCAGUCUCAACACCAUUAUAUUUACAGAGCCUGACUUCUCUUACCUGGAUGCAUUGGCCCCCUACCAGCCACUGGCCAUGAAGUGCAUCUAUUGUCCUAUAGACACCAGGCUGAAUUUUAUCCAGGUGUCCAAACUACUCAAAGAAGUACAGCCUCUCCAUGUGGUUUGUCCUGAGCAAUAUACUCAGCCUCCUCCAACCCAAUCCCAUCGCACAGAUUUGAUGGUUGACUGCUUGCCUCCACCCAUGUCCUACCGCAGAGCAGAGGUGCUAACUCUUCCAUUCAAACGCCGCUAUGAGAAGAUUGAAAUCACCCCAGAGCUUGCAGAUUCACUGGUACCCACCGAGAUGAAACCUGGUAUUUCCUUGGCAACUGUUAGUGCGGUUUUGCACACUAAAGACAACAAGCAUGUGCUCCAGCUCCCACCAAAACUUCCCCAGCCUCAGCCUGGCAAAAAGAGGAAGAGAAUAACGGAUGACAUGCCAGAACUCAAGCCAACCAAACCUCUCCUAAGUGGCUCUAUCCCAGUAGACCAACUGGUACAGACUCUGGAAAAGCACGGCUUCAGCGACAUCAAAGUGGAAGAUACCCCAAAAGGGCAUCUGGUGCUAUUCCAGGAUGUGGAAACUCUAAUCCGCAUUGAAGAAGAUUCAACGCACAUCAUGUGUGAGAAUGACGAGUCGCUUAGGGUGAAACUGCAGGACCUGGUCCUCAAAUUCCUGCAGAAAUUCUAGACUUUAUCCUGCCAAAGUUCACACGACCUGCUCUCCUUAGCCUUCUGAAGUGGGAGACGCCUAAACCAAGGAUUUGGGGUUACAAGGUGGGGGAGCAAGCUUGAAAACCAUGUCUGCAGUGGCACGCCUUUGAUUUGUGAGAGACGCAACACGUAGGCGUGCUAUUCUCUCUCCUGAAAGGAAGAUGAUAAGAACCCCUGUUUAUAGGAGCCAAAGUUAAGGAGACCUGAUUAAUUCUGUCUAGAUAUCUUGCUAUAAAAAUGUCCUUCUGUUUAUUAGCUGCAGGGUAAAAGCUGGGAUUUAGCUGAUAUUACAACUGCAGCAGAAUCCAGAACAGUGGAUGAACAGGCUUUCCUGCCAUCUGUUCUUUUUUUUUAUUAACUAAAAUUGGGGGAGAAAUAAAUGUUAAAGAUGUAUUUAGUUUCAAGUUUAAUUUUAUUUUUUAAAGUUUGUAAUACUGAAGUUCUUUAUACCGAUCUGAUACAGACCCAAAUAAAAUACAGACCUGCUUUGUUUUAACUGAUGGCUCAUCUUAAAUACACGAUAAACAUAAUGCUAAGAAAUUACUUCUUAGCUGAAGGUUAUUCAGAAGCUGCAUUGGACUUUCACAUGUAUGGAAGUAGCAUCAACGAUAGAACAAAUAUCCAAUUCCCCCAACCUCACCUCAGAUUUGAAAGCAUACUCUUAAUUUGUCUACUGUUCGUCAGAACUAAAACAAAAGACGAUAAUCAUCUAUCAGAUCUGGGAGCAAUGAAACUUUGUAGGAGUUCACCACUCCCCAUGCGAUUAGAGUUGUGGAAAAAGUGUUCUACUUAGUAUUCUACAAAUCUGAUGUCACUCAUGUAGUUGCUUCCAUAAUCUCAUGAAGCUUGUUUGACCAGUUCAGAUUAUGGAACACUUUUGUUGUCUUUAGAUUCAGAGAUCAAGCAAUAGCACUGAGACUUAUAUACCGCUUCACAGUGCUUGACAGCCCUUUCUAAGCAGUUUAUAGAGUCAGUGUAUUGCCCCCAACAAUCUGGGUCCUCAUUUUACCGACCUGAGAAGGAUGCAAGGCUGAAUCAACCUUGAGCCAGUGAGAAUCAAAUUGCUGGCAGUUGGCAGAAUUAGCCUACAAUACUGCAUUCUAACAACUGUGCCAUCACAGCCCUGAAAAUAAUCUCAUGUCAAGCUCUCCUGGCUCUUGAAUCAUGAACAUAAACAUGAUUUUUAUUUAAAAGUACAUUGGAACUUGCAUGGUAGUUGUAAGUUUUACCCUUAAGUAGUGUCCCACUUACGAUAGCAUGUGCUCCUAAGUAUACUUUCCUUUUCUGGUACAGCUGGUCAGGCAGAAAUAUUACUAUUAUACAAGACUAGUCGUAAUGCACAACUUUCUCCUAUUGCUUCCCCCCCCCCUUUUUUGGAGAAAAAGAGAAAGAAAUCCUUUAACAUUCACUUGGGGAAGGAGUUGUGAAUUGCAUUACUUCCUCUAUUCCUGGCCCAAUCAUGCAGAAAAUGAGUAUCUGGUCAGCUACAAUGAAAAGCUUAGUUAAAUGAUCAAAGGAAAGAGCAGUUGCUGCUUGUCGAGGUUCCAUUGUCACAAUUUGGCCCCAGGGUAGCUAUUUAAGACCUGCUAAUCUUCUCCUUUUCAUUCCUGAACAGACUCUGCAUAAUAUACCAUUUUUCCCUCUCCUUCCUUGCUUCUUGAAAGGGCAAAUUUUGGCUUAUCUGCGAAUACUACUAAGCACUAGUUUUAUUAUUGACCCCAAAUGAAAGAGACUUGAGGGAUUUUUCCCAUCAUUAUCCACCCCACCCCACCCCAGGCUAUGAUACAGCCUCGGCACACUUUAUGUCAAAGUACUGUAAAGCCCACAGAGAGAGGUUUGACUGCCUGUGGCUGAGACAUGACAACUGCUUUACAGAGCAUGAGAAAGAAAAGCUAUUAUCGCUUAUAACAGUUGGUGAUGCAGGUUACAUGCCCAUCACAUUUAUGUUAAAUUGAAAUAACACAGAUGCAAACAAAUUGGAACAGCAAGGGGCCAGAGAUCUCCCCUACCGAGAAACAAUGCACAAAAGCCAAUGUCUGAAAUCAGGAACGUAUUUCCCACUGGGGACCACAGCAAGUCUGCAAUUACUUAGUAAACACAGCGGAGAAUGAAUAAACAAGAGGCACAAAAUGAAAAGGCUUCAGCACCAGCUCUGUUGCCCACCCCACCUGCCCUCUUACUGUAUCUUGCUGGGUUUUGCAAUUUUCCUCCCAUAUUGUCUUUAAAAACUAUAGUCCAUCAAUGGGCAAUUCCUUCAAGUUUGGCAGAUGGAUGUCAGCCCUCCCCCAAAUUGGGGUGAGGUCUUUUUUCUUUUCAUUCUCCCAGUUCCAUUAAACUGUAAUCGUUUCCUCAUCUUGGGAAAGCAGACCUGGUUUUAGUUUUUAGUGGUAUUAAUAAAAAAACAACACCGAUGAAAGGAAAAUUCAAUAGGCAGCAGUACGAGGAUCCUAGGAUUUUACUCAGUGGCUAGAAAAGGACAAAAAAUAUACAACAUCUGAAUAGCAGACAUUGUUUUCUGUAUAAACAAUUUUUAAAAAAACCCCACCUAACCCUUAUGUGAAUGCAGAUGGGGCUAGGGUUAGGGGUGGAUUCUGAAUAAGACAACUAAUGUUUGGACAUGGAAUUGGUUGC